Molecule: messenger RNA, 8935 nt
Organism: Apus apus (common swift)
Lineage: Eukaryota; Metazoa; Chordata; Aves; Apodiformes; Apodidae
Gene: MAP3K9
Product: mitogen-activated protein kinase kinase kinase 9
Exons: 12
Coding region: 116-3151 (1011 amino acids)
Biological process (GO): protein phosphorylation
Molecular function (GO): protein binding; JUN kinase kinase kinase activity; ATP binding
Source: RefSeq, a predicted model, not a curated record
GCACCUGCUGCCGGCGGGCGCCGGGCCGCAUGAACAAUAGGCGGCGGUACCGGCCCCGCCGCCCCCCGCCGCGCUCGGCUGCCGCGGGCGCCUCCCCCUAUGGAGCAGCCUCGCCAUGGAGCCCCUCACAGAGCUCAGCCAGGAGGGCGCGGGCGGCGGGGAGCCGCCGGGCGGCGGGCCGCUCUGGACCGCCGUCUUCGAGUACGAGGCUUGCGGCGAGGACGAGCUGAGCCUGCGGCCGGGGGACGUGGUGCAGGUGCUGUCCCGGGACUCGCACGUGUCCGGCGACGAGGGCUGGUGGACGGGCAAGAUCGACCAGCGCGUCGGCAUCUUCCCCAGCAACUACGUGAGCAGCGGUGUGCAGGGGGGCGGCCCGGAGCUGCGGACCCGCUACCCGCCGCCCCCCGCGAUACAACUCCUGGAGAUCGACUUCUCAGAGCUUGUUCUGGAGGAAAUUAUUGGCAUAGGGGGCUUCGGAAAAGUGUACCGAGCUGUGUGGAUAGGAGAUGAGGUUGCUGUCAAGGCAGCUCGCUAUGACCCUGACGAGGACAUCAGCCAGACCAUUGAGAAUGUCCGCCAAGAGGCCAAGCUCUUUGCAAUGUUAAAGCAUCCCAACAUCAUUGCCCUCAGGGGUGUGUGUUUGAAGGAACCUAAUCUUUGCUUGAUCAUGGAGUUUGCCCGUGGAGGAUCACUAAAUAGAGUGUUGUCUGGUAAAAGGAUACCUCCUGACAUACUAGUGAACUGGGCAGUACAAAUUGCGAGGGGAAUGAACUACCUGCACGAGGAAGCAAUUGUUCCUAUAAUUCACCGUGACCUGAAGUCCAGCAACAUACUGAUACUCGAAAAGGUGGAAAAUGGAGAUCUAAGCAACAAGAUAUUGAAGAUCACGGAUUUCGGCUUGGCCAGGGAAUGGCAUAAAACUACCAAAAUGAGCGCAGCUGGGACAUAUGCCUGGAUGGCUCCUGAGGUCAUCCGCUCCUCCAUGUUCUCCAAAGGCAGCGAUGUGUGGAGUUACGGUGUGCUGCUUUGGGAGCUGCUAACAGGAGAAGUACCAUUCCGAGGAAUUGAUGGUCUUGCAGUAGCAUAUGGUGUUGCCAUGAAUAAACUUGCUCUUCCAAUCCCUUCCACCUGUCCAGAGCCUUUUGCCAGACUCAUGGAAGAUUGUUGGAAUCCUGAUCCACACUCACGACCUUCAUUUGCCAGUAUCCUAGACCAUCUCACUGCCAUAGAAGAGUCUGGUUUCUUUGAAAUGCCCAAAGAUUCCUUCCACUCCCUGCAGGAAGACUGGAAACAAGAGAUCCAAGAGAUGUUUGAUCAGCUCAGAGCCAAAGAAAAGGAGCUGCGCACAUGGGAAGAAGAGCUGACUCGUGCUGCUGUUGAACAGAAGAACCAUGAGGAGUUGCUACGAAGGCGGGAGCAGGAACUGGCUGAACGUGAGAUUGACAUCCUGGAAAGGGAGCUCAACAUCAUCAUCCACCAGCUGUGUCAGGAGAAGCCUCGGGUGAAGAAACGCAUGGGGAAGUUCAAGAGAAACCGGCUCAAGUUAAAAGAUGGCAACCAUAUCAGCCUGCCUUCAGAUUUCCAGCAUAAAUUCACUGUGCAGGCUUCUCCAACGAUGGAUAAAAGGAAAAGCUUGAUCAGUAGCUGCUCCAGCCCUCCUGCAAGUCCUACCAUUAUUCCCAGACUCAGGGCCAUACAGUUAACUCCUGCUGAAAGCAGUAAAACGUGGGGACGAAGCUCAGUCCUUCCAAAGGAGGAAGGAGAUGAAGAAGAGAAGAGAGGCCAGAAGAAAAAAGGACGGACUUGGGGACCGAGCUCACUUUGUCACAAGGAGUUAGGUGCAGGAGAAGAUGGUCUGAAAGCUCUGGUAGAAGGAUACAAACAAUGGUCAUCCAGUGCACCAAACCUUGGGAAGAUCCAGAGAACUGCACCGGCUUUUCCAGGAUUCACCAGCUUAGCAGAGAUGGAUGAUGAAGACAGUGAAUGUCUUAAUGGAGAGGGAAAAGUGCACCCUUCACCUGGGCACAAUCAGUCAUACCUCUGCAUCCCAUUUCAGAAGAAUGAAGACUGGGAUGGCCCUUCUAGUGAUGCUAAUGAGGAGGCCACCCCUGUGAACUCUGCUACUAGUACCCCACAGCUGACACCCACCAACAGCCUCAAACGUAGCAGCUCCCACCACAAGCGGUGCGAGGUUGCAUUGCUUGGCUGUGGAGCUGUGCUGGCUGCUGCAGGCCUGGGUUUUGAUCUGUUAGAAGCAGGAAAGUGUCAGCUGCUAAUUGAGGAGGAGCCAGAGGCACCCAAGGAAGAGAAGAAGAAGCGUGACAGUAUUUUCCAGCGAGCAGGACGCCCACGCAGGAGCACUAGUCCACCCUCCCGAAAGAUCUUCAAGAAAGAGGAUCCCAUGUUGUUGCUAGGCGAGCCAUCCACAUCCCUCACCCUUCUUUCCCUGUCUUCCAUUUCCGAAUGUAAUUCCACCCGGUCCCUGCUGCGCUCAGACAGUGAUGAGAUUGUGGUGUAUGAAAUGCCUGUCAGCCCAGUGACAGUAAAGGCUCCCUUGCCAGCCAUUACCAACCCACUAGUCAAUGUCCAGAUUGAGAGGUUCAAACAAGACCCCAACCAGUCCCUGACUCCCACGCAUGUGACGGUCUCUUCUCACACCCAGCAAAGUGGGCACAGGCGCACACCUUCUGAUGGGGCCAUCAAAGGGAGUGGACUAGUUGUCAAUGGGUGCCCAACCAGUGGAUGCCCUUCCAGUAGCUGUUUAACUGGAGCACUAGGAGCAGGUGUACUAAAAACACCUAGUCCAAGUAGAGAUCCCAGUGAGGUCCCUCGCCUGCCAGACCCCAACCUUGUUUAUCCUCCAACCCCAAGACGAUGGAAUGCUCAGCAGGACCCCACACUGGAAAGACCCAAGACAUUGGAGUUCCUGCCACGGCCACGUCCUGCAGCCAGUCGGCAGCGACUUGAUCCCUGGUGGUUUGUGUCACCCAGCAAUGCCAAGGGUGAAUCUUCUGCAAACAGUUCAAGUACUGAUACUCCAAGCAAUCUGGACUCUUGUUUUGCUAGUAGCAGCAGCACUGUAGAAGAGAGACCUGGACUGCCUGCACUGCUUCCUUUCCAGGAAUGGGAGUAUUUGCGUUCCUCUUCAUAGCAUGCUGUUGUCUUAAGAAUUUAUGGACAAUACUGCAUAGAGAUGUUACUUCGAUUUGUCAGGAAACUGGAUGCCUCUCAUUCUGUUGAAGGUGAGGAAGUAAUGGUCAAGUAAAGAAAAAGAUCUUUGCCAUUUGGAGUAUUCUGUUAAAUUAAAAAUGAAAGGAAACCUCCCAUCUUGAGACACCUUUCUAUUUUGAGCUUAACUUUCAUUUGAAACUUAAUUCAUCUCUGUAGGAUGAAUAUGAGAGCUGGAGUUCCAUAAGAUGUAUGGUACAAAACCUGAUACUGUAUCCCAAAUUCAGUGAUUGCUUGGUACUUUGUAGUAAUUUUAAGCUAAUAAUAUUGGGUUUGUUUCUUUUGAGAUUUUUGAAUUUUCUUCUUGGAAAAAGUGCUUAUUGCUUUCUAACAUUUUCCAUGCAUUUUUUAAAAUAUUCUCAAGAACACCAACCCUGUGGCAAAUAAGGAGGCUUAUAUCUUACAUGGUGAUACAGGUCCUCCUUUUGGCUUCACUUUUUUCAAUAUGAAACAAGAAUGCCUAUAUUUGGAAAUUAAGAUUUCUGAUCCUUAUCCUGUUGCUGCAGAACAGUUUCUUAGCUUAAUUAUUUACAACUCACUUAAGGCUAUAAUUUAGGUAAAAAUGGACAUUAAGAGUGAGUGAGAAGAGAGGCACGUGUUAGAACGUAUUUUUCAGCAAGCAAUAAAUACAGCAUAUAUGUGCAAAGAGAACCAAAACAUACUCAUGCUGUCACAGAGGAUAACUUUCAGACUUAAUAAACCUUCAGUUGAUCAUGCAGUUAAGAUACCUUUAGUAAAGAAUUCCUUUGUGUGUUUUUGUUUAAAGUUUCCUGUUGUAAGUUUAGAAUACAGUGGUUUGCACAGCCAGUUGCAUUGUAUCUAGCUGGACAGAAAGGAUCUUCAAUCAAAUUUUUAUCUUUUUUGUUUUGAUUUUCAAUCCAGUUUGUGAUUUAGGUUUUCCUUAUUUUGUGGUUCACAAGAGAGUCUUAAGAAGAACUUCCAUUUAUUGUUUUCUCAGCCCUGCUUUCCCAGUAUUGCAAGGCAGUAUGGAAAUGCAUUUAUGGCUUAUUCUGCUGCUCCCUCUAUUGAAUGCUCUAGUAGUAAGUCACAUGCUGCAGUUAAAAUGUGCAUUUGCUUUUGGUUCUUUUCUCAUGCUCAGCUUUUUAAAGUAGUUUUGCCAUUGGUCCACGAUGAAUACAGCUUCUGAAAUGGCCUACAUCAGCUUUAUUUUUGUAUGUUAAAAAAAGUCACUCCCAGACUAAGAGGUCUGUGUGCUUGAUUAAAAUGCAGUUUCUCAUUGAUGCCUGGGUGGUGGGUCUGAUACAGCUACCAGAAUUAUUAUUGCUCCUCUCUGACAAGGAUAUUUUUUUUUUGGGGGGGGGGGCAACUGGUGGGUCUUCAGCAUUUAUUUCAUCAGUGUUUGUAUACAAGAAAAACAUUUCAUCUCCUUCUGUACAUGAGAGAAAAAAACUUUUGUCUUUGAUUCUAAAUAACCAGAAACAUAAUUUUUGUUCUGAGAAUGGCUUCUUGGACUGUUUGAAUUUUGGGGUUUUUUUGUUUGAUUUUUUUACGCAUGUGAAAUACUUAGGGGUAUGUGUUAGGUGCAUCCUGUAUUCCUAGGUGCCUUCUAUAUCACAUGCCUCCUUGCUAGGGCCUGAGUUUGUUUUUUGGAGGGAACUCCUGGUUGUAGCUUUCAGUACUGUAGUGUACUUACUUCAUCACACAUCAAGCCAAAUACCAGCACAGUAAACACUUCAUGCCCUUCCAUUUAUUGAUGUGCGUACAACCCUGCAGAAAAAAGUGCUAUCGCUGGCUCUCCUUAUCUCUUGAUUACCAUUCUGCCUCUAUCCCAACUUUAUCAGUUAUUAAUGCUUGUUACCAUAGUAUUUGGAGACCAAAGACAGAAAACAAACAUGUUUUAGGUGUGCUUUGACCUAAAAUGUUUCCAAGCUAGAAGCAUAAGGCUCAACUGGGAGAAGUGAAAGAGGAGGUUGGCAGGAAAUAGUGAAUAAAAGACCAAAAUCAUCCUUCUUAAUGUAGUAAGCAGUCAAAGGACAGGGACACCAGCUGCUUGAUAAUCUAUUGGCAUCAUAGGUAAAUGGGGUCCUAAAGAAGAAUGAGGAAUGUGUAGUUACCUAAGUUCUGGUUGGUUUGAUUUAUUUUACUCUGAGCUACCUCAUUUAUAGAAAUGGAGUGGGAAGAAAGCACAGGUUUUGGCUCUAGGUAGGCACUUGAGGCUGGACUGGUGAAAGGACAGAGGCAAACACUUGUAUUUGGCUCUUUGACGUGCAAAUUCCUGAUGGAAAAAUAAAACCAGCAAUUCAGUUUUAUAAAUUAAGAUUAUACUUGCCUUUACUACGUAAGUCUCCAAAAUAAAGAAUAAAUGACAAAGCAGGGCAUUUUUCUUGGUGGUUUCUGACUUGUGGACAAGCUGAUUGUCCACAGACUGAAAAGUAGUGAUUUCAUACAGGUCACUACUGCUGUGAAGGUCUGAUUUUUGAAAACAGAUUUUUAAAAAAUAAUUUUGUGUGCUCUUAAAGUGGACCUACACACAAUCCUGAUUGUUUCCCUGUCUUUGCAGUACUGUUUUCCUAACUUAAGGGAUCCUAAUGCAGUCCUUAUUGUAUCUGAAUGCUAAUAAUGUGCAGACAGCCCAAUACAGCUAAUAUUAAGAAAACAUGACAUUUUUAAAUGUGUAGUGGAUAAGCUCAGCUUGAAAUGGGCUACUCUUAGGCCUGUAGCUGAUGGGUCAGAUGGAUGCAGAGUUAGCAAGCAAAAAGGGGCUUAGAACUAAUCUGCAGGAGGAAUGCCAAAGUUUUAAUUGCUUAAAAUAAAUUAUUCAAAAAAUAAUCAUGGAGGAGAGGGGAAGGGCUCUUCAUUAUUCAGAAAUACUAUUAUAGGAUCUUGUCCAUAUUCAAAUUUUAGCUUCCAGGGUAGCCAGUGAGAACCUACAUUUUGUUCAGAGGUUGUUGGCUGAAACCCCAACAUAAGAAUAAUGCGUUUUAUAUAUGCUAUUUAAGAGUGAUUGCCACUGUCUCCUGCUUUACCUUGAUUGUUCCAGCUUAGUAUUUUCUCAAGAACAGAUUGUUCUAGCCUUGUCCUGAUGCCAUUGUCUCUCGCUGUCUUAGCAGCAGAGGUUAUAAUGGAACAGGAAGACAUGCUGGUGUUUUCCCAAGCUUCACUGAUAGGAAUGCAGUUAACAGCAGAUUUCAGUGUAUAAAUGAUCAAAUUCUGUGGGAACCCUUGUACUUGGUUUCUCCUCACUGAGUUUCAGAGCAAACCUGACCACUGAGCUUCUUGAGUUUUAACUACACCUGGAGGGGGAACUGAGCCUCUUCCUUGGGUUUUUCUGGAAUUUGUGAAUAUGGCCACUUCUCAAAUGUUUUCUCCCAGGCCGUCUGUGUCAUGAAAUGAGUUGUCACCCUCAACUGAUUGCCCAGAUAUUCAUAGUAGGCUUGUUUUUCUGUCUUGCAUUCUUCAGUGAGUAGCUUUUAAUGCCAACAGGGUUAUCAUUUGUAUCUGAAUAUGGCCUCUAUACCUCUGACCUGACUUUUCACACUGCAUCUCAAGCAGAUGUUACUGCAUCAGUUCUGCCAUUGCUCUGUUUUCAAGGUUAUGUGACAACCAUAACAUGCGAAAUCCUAGACUAUAAAGAACAAAGCCACAGGAAGGAAAAAAACAAACCAAACAGAAAACCCACAACAGCAACGGCGGGGGGGUGCAUGGGGACAGGAAAAAAAGAAAGCCUACCAGUGUUUGCCAGUGCAAUGGUUGAGUUUGGCCAGUGGUCUUUGCAGAAAGUAAUAUCCAUUUUUGUGCAACAUAGGUCUCUUUGGAGGAUGACUAAAUUCUAAUUGGAGAAUACCCUUAGAUCCACCAAAAGUCAGUAGGCACCAUUGCCCUUCAUUGCCCUUAGAAUAAGAAAUCACAUAAAGCUAAGAACAUUUAGUAGUACAAGUUCAUAUUUAGGGUAAUAAACUUUCAAGUUAAAAGGGAUGAGACUUCAGUCCAAGAAAGCUCUUCAUUACAUACUUAAGCAUUACUAAAGUCAGUGGAAUGUAUCUCUGGGUCAAAAUGCACAAGACCUCAAUUCAACAAACUGUUUUAAUCUAAAUUGCAGGGUUGUCCAUGAUUAAUUAAUUUUGAUUCUUGGAGGAAAGAGUCAUUUUACGUGAGGGAAGAGUUUGUUCACAAGCCUCUAGGUAAAUCCUGGUUUGAUUGCUGACUCUUGUGGCCUUUCCAUGACUGCACAUGCCAUGCCUGUUUGACUGCUGAUUCUUACCAUAAACAGGGUGAGCUUUGAGAAUGUUUAUUGACAGAGGAGGAAAGCGCAAUGACUUCUGCAUUAGCAGAUUGCUAGCUUUAGAGGGGCAGUAAGUGGUGUGGGGCGGUAUCUGUCAGUUUAACCUGAGGCCUUUUGUCAGGUGGUUUUUUCCUCAUUUCAAAAACGCAGCCCUCCACACAGGUGGACAAACCUGGCGAGUUCAGCAGUGAUCAACAUCCAUCACUGUUACUAGAGUUCUUGUUUGUCAGCUGUUGGCAGAGCACUUCAUGCUGGUUUAUAUGAAUUCUUUGUCAUAAAUUCAGAACAAGCUGGAAAUAUCUGAGAUCUUUUGCCUGACUGAAGUUGAGAGGCUUAUAUGGAGUGGGCAGGGCAACAGUGGUGGAAAAAUCAGGGAAAAUACCUGUGCUUUUAACAAUGUCUCUUCUGUGGCUUUGAAAGUCCAAGAAUUUCUCAGCCAGAGAAUGUAUUUCCUCCCUCUUUUUAUAAGCUACUUCUUUCUUUUGCCUUAUUAAUUGCGGAUCUGCUACUGCUUCUAUUUAAAGCCAGAUGCAAAAAUCAGUGACCUGACUUUCCUAGGUACAGUCUUGCAAAUCUGAAGAACCAGGUGAGUAGAUUACUCUAGUGUAAGAUCAAUGCCCCCAUGUCUGUUCUUUUAAGAUAUGGGAUAGUUCCUGCUUGUGUUGAAAUCACUGUGUGGAGGGUGUUGAUUACUUUGUAAGGAACUCCAAACUCUGCAGAACUGGGAUUCAUCUUACAACUUAGGCAUUUCAGUCUGUUUUUGGAGACCUCUGUGUGUCGUCUAGUCAAGGUGUUCAAAAGUCUGUUGCUAUGGAAGAAGCACCCGAAGGUGUGUAGUGCCCGAAGAACCUGCAAUGAAGCAGUUACAUUAGCAAAUGGCAAUGUACCCCAGAGUUACGUAAAAUGACAGAGGCCACCAAGUUUUUCUUGUUUGUGUGAUGAAAUGUUGUCAAAUUAAGUGGUUUGUUGGAGCCUUCCUUUAACUUCUGUACCAGCAGUAAGCUUAGAGGAAAAGAAGAUUGCAUUAUUUUUUAAAGCUUUAUUUGUGACCUGGACUUGUUGCCUCUGACCCUCUUGGGCUUAAAUAGUUAAAUUAUAUUAAUGUCCAGUUUGUUUCACUGUAGGUAACACAUCAACUGAAUACUCUUGUGCAUAAUCUACUGUAUCUUUCCUCUGUUCUGUGUCAAUGUAUUAUGUGUAUUUGGAUUACAGUUCUUUUUUGUAUUAAAUUAUUUUAUGUUAUAGAACAAUAUUUAAGCAAAGCAAAGAGCUAAUGAAAGUUGUUGGCGUUUGGGGAUUUGUUUUCUCUUUGCUCUUUUUUUGGAUGUACUGUAAAUUGUAAACCAAGGAUGCCAAGCAGGCUUGGUUCAAUGGCUAAAAUUAUUGUAUUACAGUGUAAUGCUGAUCUAGGCCUUGUCUCAACACUAGAGCACACAGACUUGAAUAAAACUGUUAUAAAAGUGA